AUGGCUAGCUCGGCCGCGAGGGGUGCAGUCUCUGUGCAGAAAAAGUCUGCGAUGAGUGCGUCCGGGCGGCGGUCCAUGGCGGCGACGGCGGAGCGGAUAAGGGGCAAGGACUUGCGGACGGUGAGGCAGAUUUGGGCCACGACUGGGGUGGAAGGGGUGACGAGGCGUGAGAUGUCGGGCGGGGGGAGGUGGAGUACAUGGAUGAGGUCGUGGCGAAGGUGGAGGAGGCAGGAGCUCGUCUCCGGUGGGGAUGAUGUGGCGGCGACGGUGAUGACGAGGACGGUGACGUGGACGUUGUGGUGGGCGGCGAGGCGUUGGGCGAGGACAAGGGCGGGGAUGAGGUGUCCCAUUCCUGGGCUGGAGACGAUGGCCACGUGUAGGGUAUCCAUUCAAUGUAAGUAA
This is a messenger RNA of Striga asiatica, 402 nucleotides long. NCBI's taxonomy places the organism in Eukaryota, Viridiplantae, Streptophyta, Magnoliopsida, Lamiales, Orobanchaceae. The record is from the annotation of a GenBank genome assembly.